GGUGUUUCUUAUGGAUUCGCCAGCAGCAUCUUCUACUUCUUAUAUGCGUCAUGUUUCCGUUUCGGAUUGUGGCUUAUCGUCAAUGGCACUCUUCAACCAAUGAAUGUCCUCAGGGUUUUGUUCGCAAUCUCCUUUACUGCUGGAAGCAUGGGAUUCGCAAGUUCCUAUUUCCCCGAGUACAUCAAGGCGACAUUCGCUGCCGGUCUUAUCUUCCACAUGCUCGAAGAAGAACCACGAAUUGAUGGCAUGACCAGCAACGGCAAGAAACCGAAGAUCGCCGGUGCCGUCAAACUGAACAAAGUCUACUUCAAAUAUCCGGAAAGACCGGACGUGCCCAUACUUCAGGGGCUGGACAUUGAUGUCAAGCCUGGUGAGACACUAGCGCUGGUUGGGCCUAGUGGUUGCGGAAAGUCUACAGUGAUAUCGUUACUUGAGAGGCUUUACGAUGCUUUGGACGGUUCUGUG
Ostertagia ostertagi is the source of this 465-nucleotide messenger RNA. NCBI's taxonomy places the organism in Eukaryota, Metazoa, Nematoda, Chromadorea, Rhabditida, Trichostrongylidae. The record is from the annotation of a GenBank genome assembly.